Messenger RNA from Portunus trituberculatus (swimming crab), 4145 nucleotides. RefSeq names its product poly(A) polymerase type 3-like (gene hrg). Lineage: Eukaryota; Metazoa; Arthropoda; Malacostraca; Decapoda; Portunidae. Bases 507 to 3164 code for a protein of 885 amino acids. The record is from RefSeq and is a predicted model, not a curated record. The transcript is spliced from 12 exons. Gene Ontology annotation, molecular function: RNA binding; poly(A) RNA polymerase activity. Gene Ontology annotation, cellular component: nucleus.
UCGUGACGUCACCGGAAGCCCGCCUGACCGCCAUAUUUGUUGUCAUGCGAGAGUACCUUUGUUUACCACUCUGCUACCGGCCGUGUUGUUAGUUGUAGUCCAAUUAUUAUAGUCCCAGCGGGUAAGAACAGGGUAAUUGUUGGUUUGGGUGUGUGUGCGUAGGGUGGCUGAGAGGUGCAGCGUCCUGUGAAUCGCGAAGGAGAGCUGUGUUCCUCUCAGCAAUUGUGACAUGGUAUUGAGUCUCUGUUCGCCCGUCAAUAUUGCUGGCAAAUUUGGUAUCGGUAUAAACUUUGAAGGUACUUAGUGAAUUCCGUGUCUAGAAAGUAUGUGAAAUUAUGCAUAAAUUAGUUGAACUGUGAAGAGUAUUGUGGCUGGACACCGAAGAGUUGUGGUGGUGGUGGUGGUCCCUUUGGCUGCCUGCUGAGUGACCGCUGCUGUGCCAAGCUGGGCCAAGUGUCACCCGCUGGAUCACUUGUGGAUAUAGGGCAGCACAUCAAUUCAGGAGUAUGGAUGCCAGUAGAACUUUAGGCAUGACAUCGGCCAUUAGCUUGGCCAAGCCAAAAGCCUCUGACCUAGAGCAUACCAGGGAGCUGUCUGAAUACCUUAAGGAGGCUGGCAUGUUUGAGGAAGAUUCUGAGCUCAAUCACAGGUUUGAGGUGCUGGGAAAGCUGAAUACAUUAGUAAGGACUUGGAUUCGAGAUAUCAGCAUAAAUGUCAAGAACAUGCCACCACAGAUUGCUGACACUGUUGGAGGUAAGAUCUGCACUUUUGGUUCCUACCGUCUGGGAGUGGCUGGCAAGGGUGCUGACAUUGAUGCCUUGUGUGUGGCUCCAAGACAUAUAGAGCGCACAGAUUAUUUCUCCAGUUUUUAUGAACUUCUCAAAGAACAGCCGGAAGUCACAGAAAUGAGGGCUGUGGAAGAGGCAUAUGUUCCUGUCAUCAAAAUGAAAUAUGAAGGCAUUGAAAUUGAUCUUUUGUUUGCCCGGUUAGCUCUUAAGGAAGUCCCGGACUCUGUUGAUCUUAAAGAUGAUACAAUUCUCAAGAACUUAGAUGAAAAGUGUGUACGCAGUCUUAAUGGUUGCCGAGUAACCGAUGAAAUUCUUCGGCAAGUUCCCAACAGAGAAAGCUUUCGCUUGGCUCUCAGGGCUGUUAAACUAUGGGCAAAACGUCAUGGUGUAUACAGCAAUGUUCUUGGUUAUCUUGGAGGUGUGUCAUGGGCCAUGCUGGUGGCUAGAACUUGUCAACUUUACCCAAAUGCUACAGCUUCCACUUUAGUUGAAAAAUUUUUUCUUGUCUUCUCUAAGUGGACUUGGCCGGCACCAGUAUACCUGAAGCAACCAUAUGAUGCAAAACUCGGGUUUAAGGUUUGGGAUCCGCGGGUGAAUGUUCAAGACAGGUUUCAUUUGAUGCCAAUCAUAACACCAGCAUAUCCCCAGCAAAAUUCCACCUUCAAUACUUCACAGUCCACCCGAGCAGUGAUGGUAGAGGAAUUCAAAUCAGGCCUACAGAUCACUGAGGACAUCAUGCUGGGGAAAGCCACAUGGGACAAACUCUUUCAACCUCCAAAUUUCUUUAUGAAAUACAGACAUUAUCUGGUGGUGAUUGCUGUAGCUCGCACACCAGAAGACCACCUUGAGUGGUAUGGUCUGGUUGAGUCCAAAAUCAGACACUUGAUCUUAAGCUUGGAGCACAACACAGCAAUAAAGACAGUUCACAUCAACCCUGCAACUUUUAGUUGUCGGGUAGAAGAAUACUUGGGAAAACCCCAUUCUUCUUGGUUCUUGGGGGUAGAUUUUAACAAAUCAGAAAACGUGAACAUUGACUUAACCAAUGAUAUAAAUAUAUUUGUUGAAGUAGUGUACAAACAGAGCACCUACAACAAGGCUUACAAGGAUGGAAUGGAAGUAAAUUGCAAGUAUGUUAAGCGGAAACAGCUAACAAACUACCUAUCCUUGGAAGACCUAGAAAAAUAUAAACCUAAGACAGAAAAUCAGCCACGUCACAUAGGACAAAAGAGGAAGUCAGAUCCCAUAGCACCAGACUCUCCCAGCAGAGAAAGUCCAGAGCCUACAAAGAAAGCUAAAAUUGACUCUGAUCUACCUCAGGCGAGUUUGAAUGGCGAUGACUCUAACACCUCCAUAGAUGAAGCAUACUCCAAUUCAUCCUUACCUGGACUAACUCCAGAAAUAAAUGCUAGCCAGAUGACCUGCCAAGACUCCGCUUCCCCAGCACACUCUCCAAACACAUUAGUUCCUGAGAUGUUGCCUUAUCUACACCAGCAUCCUGCUCUGCCACAUCACCUGUAUUUUCUCCAAAGUGAUUCCAGCUCUCAUUUGCCUUCAUCAUACCAUGAUCAGUCAACUUUUCAGCAUGAUCAGCAUGUUAAUCCCCCUGAAUUUCAGUAUCAUAGGCAAGACUUUCAUGAUCAUCAGUUGCAAAAUUUUAAUGAAAAUUCAAAGAAUGCUUUAUUGUUUCAAGUUCAGUGUUAUCCAACAUUUCCCACAUCUCAGAAUCACUCCCCAAAUAAUGCAAUGAAUAAUGUCCAAAUGGUCAGAAUGCCUCUAGAUUCCUCUCCAUUAAAUGUAGCACAUCAGGAAAAUAAUGAUUUUUCUAGUCCCAUCAUUCAACUUCAGACAUUCCACAUGCCUCAGUUUCCUCAAAAUAUGACAAGCCAUCCUCCUCCUGUAGCUUUCUCUAUGCCAUACCCUAAUAGUCAACAAAAUUCACAUGAUAAAUCUUGUUCCACUCCACCAUCCUAUGGAAGCACAAGUAUCCCACCUGCUUCAUCCUUUUUGAGCCCUUGCUCUAAUUUUCACUGCUCAACUCCACUUUCUGUUGCUAUGCACCAAAACAGAAUCCCUUUUCAACAACCUAGAUCAUACCAUCCAUCCAAUUCACAUAACAAUUCCAAUACAGCUUCUUCACAAUUCAGUCAUAACAUUAACCACAACCACCAUCAUCAUCACAGUGCAAGCCAACCUCAAAGACAAAGCCAACAAAGCUCCAGCACCACCUGCUUGUCAUUUUCAAGGCGAGUGGUGAAGCCAUCUCAGCUGGAUUUGGCAAGGCAGCGGCUAUCAAGUGUUGAACUUCCUGAUGUCCUCACUCCUGAGCCACCUCAACUGGCUCCUUCAUCUGGCAGUUUUGCAAUUCACUUCAAAUAGAAACUUUGGAAAGGAAGAACUGUUCAGACCAUGAAUUCUUGGAAUGCAGCUGUUGCAGUAGUAAAGUUAUUUUUGAGAUUGUCGUAAGAUCUUAGCAGAUGUAUGAGGUCCAGUUGAACCCUUUUAUUAUUUAUGAACUUGUCAGACUUGCUAUACAGUGGCAAAAUAAUUGUAGUAAUAUUUACUUCACUGACCACAAAUUAUUUCUUUAUCAGAAUCAGGCCAACAUUAUUUUUAUUUGAAAAAUACUUGGGAGCAUGUAAUUUUUCAGUUUCUCAAAUUUUCUCAGUAAGUAAAAUCCCACAAACAACUACAGGGAAUAAACUUUCAUGUAUCAUAUGAUUUCAGAUGUAUUGCCCAUAGUAUUCCAGGAGUCUUAACUUAAAUUCAGAAGUUGAACUCUAGGAAAAUAAUAGCUAUUCUGAUAAAGAAAGCUUAAAAAAAAAAAAGCUGUGUGAUUGGAAUAUUCUCUUUUGGAGGCAACACCCAGCAUGAGAUCAUAAGAAACAGAAUAGAAAAGACACUGAUGAAAAUAAUGACUAGUUAACACAACCAUCUAAAAGUAACAGAUGGCACCAAACAAGAGGAGAUUAAGAAUGCAGCAUUAAGUCACAGUAAAACAGCUCACUGGUUACAUGCAACAUUUUAUCAGUGAAGAUGUAACUUUAGGUUGCUAUUCACAAAAUAAACAGGGGACACUGCUGGAAGGUGUUGUUCAGAUGACUGGUGGAAGUGGAACUUUAGUUACCAAUGGGAGAUGAUAUCUGAAAAUAAAUAGAGGCUCAAGAAGAUCCAGAACCUUCCAGAGUAUUGGAAAAGAAGCAAGGUCAACAUAAACUAUAAUUUCUUAUGAGAUAUCUAUAUAUAAAAGAAUGGUCAAACAUGGGUUGUAGCAUUUAUGAUGCGCAUUUUUUUGUAUGUGAAGGUUAAAUUUUAUGCUUCAUUUUUAUUGGAGUACAAUCUUAGACUAAAUUGUAUUUU